Neurospora tetrasperma FGSC 2508 is the source of this 465-nucleotide messenger RNA. RefSeq lists its product as uncharacterized. Gene Ontology annotation, cellular component: CST complex. The record is from RefSeq and is a predicted model, not a curated record. NCBI's taxonomy places the organism in Eukaryota, Fungi, Ascomycota, Sordariomycetes, Sordariales, Sordariaceae. The transcript has 2 exons. The coding region runs from base 1 to 465 and encodes 154 amino acids. Gene Ontology annotation, biological process: telomere capping. Gene Ontology annotation, molecular function: single-stranded telomeric DNA binding.
AUGUCCAAUGGUCCUCUUCCGUCUCAGCUAUGUUUGCUACCAGACUUAGCGUUGAAGAAGGAAGGCGACAAAGUUCGGUUUUUGGGUUGUGUGACUUCUUACUCUACGGUGGCUGGUGUUUUGACGCUACAGCAUCACCACCAGGCCCAGGACUCUCGGUGCGUCGUCGCCUUGGUGGACGUAACGUUGGCCUUACGGACCCUCAAGUCGGACCAGGUACGUAUUGGCGAGUGGGUGAACGUGAUUGGGUACGUCACUGCCGUGAAUCCCUUCCCCGCCAGGAAAGGCUCGAUGAGAGAAAACGAAACAUUUCAGGCACGGGUUCAGACGCAGGUUCGCAUCCGCGCUCUUCUCAUUUGGUCUUCCGGACCACUCGACACACAGCGAUACGACGAAUCGGUAGAUGCUCUGAAAAGUUGCUGUAGCAUCACAGCUCCAAACUCAGCCAGCAAGACCGGACAAUGA